This is a messenger RNA of Haliotis rufescens (red abalone), 3454 nucleotides long. Its product is annotated as thymidine kinase 2, mitochondrial-like. The record is from RefSeq and is a predicted model, not a curated record. Gene Ontology annotation, cellular component: mitochondrion; cytoplasm. The coding region runs from base 432 to 1361 and encodes 309 amino acids. The transcript has 10 exons. NCBI's taxonomy places the organism in Eukaryota, Metazoa, Mollusca, Gastropoda, Lepetellida, Haliotidae. Gene Ontology annotation, molecular function: deoxynucleoside kinase activity.
CCGCAGUGUUGUAGCGAGUUUUGAACAUGUGCGCAAACUGUAAAGUGUUGCGAUAGAGCGUGCAAUCACAUGCGAACCAAAGCACUGCUUGAAUCUGUGUAUGUGACAUGUUUAUAAGGACACAGCAUUGCGAAGUCGAAGGUUAUCCGUCAUGGAGACAGACGUGACCUGUGGUAGUGGUCCAUUACUGACUCAAUGACUGAUUAGUGUUGACGUGUUGUGCUGAGAAAUCUGCGAUGAGGAGUAACUUAUGAUCUUAUGUGAAGCAAUUCCGUUUUGUUUGUUUUUAGUAUUAGUAGAUCUGUGUUUGUAGUUGAAUACAAAUCCUUUUGCGUCCAUGAAAUCGUGGUGAAACGAAGCCUAAGCUGUCCCUCUGAGCAGUCAGCCGACAGGAGGUUGUUUACAAUAUUAGUUCCUAAAGUUUCCAGCAGAUGGCGUGGAGAAGAUUGACCAAUCAGCGUAUAUUCAUUGACUCCCUGGCGGUUUUUACGAUUGCGGGAAACUCCUUUACAUGGAUUUGCGCCAGAAGACAUUUUUUAGGGGAUCAACCGACGCGAUCUAAAAAAACAAAAUCAGCGACAGGGACGUCAUAUGAAAGAUUUGGAGAAAUGUUGGGGACGUUAGAAAACUUACGAAGUAUGAAACUAAAGACACCAUCACAGGAUGCUGCAGAUGAUUACAUCAGUGAUGUGAAGAAGGAGUUCACUUUUCCCCAGGAUCAGAAACACUUUACGGUUUCUGUGGAAGGGAACAUUGGUUGUGGGAAAACUACACUCCUGGAAUACUUCAAGCAUUCAGCCAGUGUCCAGGCACUGAAAGAACCAGUAGAGCAGUGGACCAAUAUACAGGGGCAUAAUGCUUUGGGCCUGUUGUAUGAGGAUCCUUCAAGAUGGAGUUUCUCAUUUAAUAUGUAUGCUCAACUCACCCGGAUCCAGAUGCACACCAAGCCUCACACCAAGCCCAUCAAGAUGUUAGAGCGCUCCCUGUACAGCACCCGCUACUGCUUCGUGGAGAACAACUACCGCAGCCAAACUAUUAACGGCCUGGAAUAUGCAGUACUGACGGAAUGGUUUGAUUGGUUGUCAAAAACACAGAAGGCUGAGUUAGAUCUGAUCGUAUAUUUGCGGGCCGACCCUGAAGUGUGCUAUGAGCGAAUAAAAAAGAGAUUGCGAAAGGAAGAAGCGAGUGUGCCAAAGAAACUUAUUGACGACCUCCACGACCUCCACGAGGAUUGGCUGGUGAAGCAGACGUUAGGUUCCGUCCCUGCUCCUGUGUUGAUUCUUGAUGCCAACUGUGGAUAUGACAAGAUGAAGACUCUGUAUGAGGACAAGCGCCAGGAGAUUCUAUGUGGCUAUGUUUAGUAGAGACUCCACAUUAGACUAGUGUACAUAGUAGUGUCUUCUAGUGUAGCAUGAUGAGCGACUGUGUGAGGGGUCUGAAUUCAUGAGAGAGAGAGAGAGAGAGAGAGAGAGAGAGUGUGUGUGUGUGUGUGUGUGUGUGUGUGUGUGUGUGUGUGUGUGUGUGUGUGUGUGUGUGUGUGUGUGUGUGUGUGUGUGUGUGUGUGUGUGUGAGUGAGUGAGUGAGUGAGAGAGCAAGAAAUUUCAUGGCUGGCAUAUUCCUUUGAUAUUGAUGGGAUGUCUACAAGUUGGGUCUUAAAAUGUGAGUUUCACCUCGUCAAGGAAACACCGGACUCAUUUUGAUGGAACUAAUAAUAUUGACGAAACCUGGAAAAUAACAUCAAUUCCUAUAAGUUUGACUUCAUUGAUUUUGGAGUAACUCAGUUCAUCUACCAGCUAUUGCUAGUCAUCCUGCUGCAUGUUCGUGUACAAGAAAUGAAAGUUGGCCAAGAUUUUAGCCAUCAACAUAAGUACCUCAUACUCUUUUAAACAUGGGCAUUAUUGAUUUUAGAUAUUUAUAUUUUGUUAGUGAUUGAGACAUGUUAUAAAGACUUCCUAGGUGCGCUGUAUCAUUUUAUAGGCUUUUAUCCAUGAAAGAGGCAUUAAAUCCAUCUCAUUCAACAGGACUUCAGCCUAAAUAUAAUCAUGCUUAAUUUUGAACACAGCUUGUCAGCAUUAAGGAGAAGGAAUGCACAAAUUUAUGUCUUGUUUUUCAUGUUCCUUGACAGAAUCCUAUUUGUAUUUCAACAUCACCAAGCAGUCCUUCACCUUGACACAGACUAUCCCUAUUCAGUGUUUUGGACUUGGAUCAUGCUUAAGGGUUAUGGGAAAAUGAUCCCUUCUCUGCAUUACCUUGAACUGAAUUGGACACAUUGAUUUAGUGUUUUGAAUGACAAUUCCUGGCAGUGAUAGAAACUAACAUCUUAUAACAUAGCAAAACCCUUGAGAGUGGCAAAUUUCUACUUCAAUGUGCUUAUGACUAUUUAAACUAUUGGCCAGUUUCAACCGAUGAUAGGUAAGGACAUUGACAAAUGUGUGACUGGAAGCCAUUGAUAAGAAUGAACAUGCUGGAGGCACCAUAAGAACCUGACAUUUGUCAAUAUCUCAAUGAAAAACUGUUCAAGGUGAAAUGACUUGAAGAUGGAUCCAACUGAAAUUCUAUGCGUGCCUUGUGGCACACUGACAAAAGUACCUUUCUAACCCCGUAUUGGGGGAUUGGUAACUCGAAAAAUUACCAGUAACGGUAAAACCCCCAAAUUUUUGUCAGUCCCAACUUUAAACAUGUAAAAAAACGUAUGAAUAUUACCUGCUUUUAAUUCUUUCAAAAUCACGUUCAUUUCAUCUCUGAACAUGCUGAAGUGACUUAGUUAGAUCUGCACAUCAUUCACACAAAGUUCAGUCCUUUUUCUCCUUUUUGUUUUUAAUAUUUCAAGAUGAAGUCACUACAAAUAUACUUUUAACCUCAAAGCAGAAUGUUAUUUUCUUGUACUAAAAAUCAACAAGGGGAAACCCUGACGGCAUCAGACAAGCUGACUGUAUUCGAAACAUAUACUUGUAUGAAUAUCACAGAUUUAUUAAAUACUAUAUUUGCCUGGCCACAGGGACUGGCAGUCACAUGAAUUACCGGUCCAAGCCUAAUUUUACCGGUAAAAAACUGGUAAUUACCUUUAAAUGGGAACACUGAUAAAUCUACAAAUGUUUGUUUUAAUCAUGACAGUUUACUCAGGAAAUCUCAAAUCCUCUAUUACCUCUUUGAACAACAAUGAACAAUCCUUUGGGUAUAAUUGUUUUCCCAACAAAAUGCAGAGAAUUUGGCAAUGACAGAAUCACCAAUGUUUCACUCAGUGACAUAUUUGGCUGAUGUGAGCUUAUUCAGAGUCAUGCCUGUCUUGUUGAAAUUUUAUAAUGCAUUUUGAUGUUUCUGUGUGAAAUGUCUUAAUGUGAGCGUGGUGUUGUGUCCUCAAUUAGUGGCCUGUAAACGUUUAAUUUCACAUCAUUAAAGUGCUUAUGUAAAGGUGAUUGAUGAAGAUGUUAUGCAAAUAAAUUUAUAAUAUGUA